Molecule: messenger RNA, 2120 nt
Organism: Cucumis sativus (cucumber)
Lineage: Eukaryota; Viridiplantae; Streptophyta; Magnoliopsida; Cucurbitales; Cucurbitaceae
Product: NADPH-dependent pterin aldehyde reductase
Exons: 9
Coding region: 1067-1909 (280 amino acids)
Biological process (GO): folic acid-containing compound metabolic process
Cellular component (GO): cytosol
Molecular function (GO): oxidoreductase activity, acting on the CH-OH group of donors, NAD or NADP as acceptor
Source: RefSeq, a predicted model, not a curated record
GUUCUCUUUACUCAAAAGUCCAAUGCAAGAAGAGAUAAAUAUGGAAAACUGGACAAACCAUAAACCUAUCCCCUAAACAUUGGAAAGUGUAGUGUUUGUCAUCUCUUUCAAAGAAGUACUCCACAUCCACCAUGGCCCCAACAACAACAGAUAAAGCUUCUUCAACAAUGGCUGCUGUUUCAAAGAAGGUACUGAUAACAGGUGUAAGUAGAGGAUUAGGAAGAGCUUUAGCUUUGGAAUUGGCUACUUAUGGCCAUACUGUUAUUGGCUGCUCUCGCGAUCAAACUAAACUUGAUUCUCUUCAAUUACAACUCUCGAAGGUUUCUCCUAAUGCCAACCAUUUGCUCCUCAGCAUUGAUGUGAAAUGUAAUAGAAGCGUUCAAGAGUUUGUGAGAACUGUCGUAGAAAAUGAACUCGUUCCCGAUAUCAUUGCUUGCACCAUAUUGUGCAUCAAAGUGGGGAAUUGAAGGAUUAAGCAAAUGCAUAGCAUAUGAAUUACCAAAGGGAAUGGCAAUUGUAGCCUUAGAUCCAGGUUUCAUAUACACAGAUAUGUUGGAAUCAUUGCAGGGUGAUUUGGCCGCUUCAAAGUAUCAAACCCCGCAACAUUGUGACGUCUAUAUCCUAAUGACCAUUCAAGAUCUCCACGAUAAAUUUAUAACCAAUGUGAGAAGAUGUUCUACAAGGCUCUUUGCAAACGUGCAUCAAAAAAUGAUGCACAAUAACACCACACAUCCCACUUUUGCUAAUUGAUCGAGUUCAUAUUCAACAUCGCUUUUGUCAAAAUGAUCAUUACUAUCAGUGUUGUAACAAAGGUAUUCGAUUUCUGUGCAUCUUUUAUUCUCAGACAGCUAUAAAAUCUUAAAUUAGACGACUCUUCAGUUAUUCGGUUUUGUUUACAAAACUACAACUUCAACGACUAUGUUAUUGUGUGCGAAUAUCUACUAAAAAGAAAGAAAGAGCAAGAAUACCACAUGUCCAAGUGUACUGUGUAGUAUGAAUUGGACGUGGCCAUUUUCAAGACUACAAGUUCUCUUUACCCAAAAGUCCAAUGUAAGAAGAGAUAAAUAUGGGAAAACUGGACAAACCAAACCUAUCCCCCAAACAUUGGAAAGUGCAGUGUUUGUCAUCUCUUUCAAAGAAGUACUCCACAUCCACCAUGGCCCCAACAACAACAGAUAAAGCUUCUUCAACAAUGGUUGCUGUUUCAAAGAAGGUACUGAUAACAGGUGUAAGUAGAGGAUUAGGAAGAGCUUUAGCUUUGGAAUUGGCUACUUAUGGCCAUACUGUUAUUGGCUGCUCUCGCGAUCAAACUAAACUUGAUUCUCUUCAAUUACAACUCUCGAAGGUUUCUCCUAAUGCCAACCAUUUGCUCCUCAGCAUUGAUGUGAAAUGUAAUAGAAGCGUUGAAGAGUUUGCAAGAACUGUCAUGGAAAAUGAACUCAUUCCUGAUAUCAUUGUGAAUAAUGCAGGUGUGGCAAAUAAACGAAGUAAUAUGUGGGAGAUUGAUGUACAAGAUUUUGAUAAUGUGAUUGAUACCAACAUCAAAGGGACAACUAAUAUUCUUCGUCACUUCAUUCCUCUUAUGAUUCCUUAUAACCAAGGAAUUAUUGUCAAUAUUUCUUCGGAUGCUGGAAGAGAUAAUAUUCCAUAUAAAUCGCUUGCACCAUAUUGUGCAUCAAAGUGGGGAAUUGAAGGAUUAAGCAAAUGCAUAGCACAAGAAUUACCAAAGGGAAUGGCAAUUGUAGCCUUAGAUCCAGGUAUCAUACACACAGAUAUGUUGAAAUCAUGGAUGGCUGGUGAUUAUUUGCCUUCUCAGUAUCAAACCCCCGAACAUUGGGCUACCAAAGCGGCACCAAUAAUUUUAAAUCUUACAACGAACAACAAUGGAGCAUCUCUCACUAUUAAUUAAGGAUCCAAAAACAUAUAUCGAUGUUAGAUGUUAUUAGGGCUUACUUUAUAAAUUAAGAGAUGUAUCUUUACGUUUGCUUGAGUAAUAAAUAACCAUAUCUUUAGUUUCAUUAGUUAGCUUUUCUUUAGAAGAAAAUGUAUGCAUGUCCUUGUUGGGAUGGAAUUAAGCUAUUUAAAGAACAAAAGUAAAAUUUUUACUCAUUUUUUGUCCA